GGCACAACAGAACCAAAAACACACAAGAGAGAGAAAGUUUUAGAGAGAUGGAAGUAGGCCAGGUGCUUCACAUGAAUGGAGGAAUGGGAGACACCAGUUAUGCUCAGAAUUCAUUGGUUCAGCAAAAGGUAAUCUCUAUGACAAAGCCAAUAACAGAGGAAGCCAUGACGAAUCUCUAUUGUAGCAUCUCUCCGAAGAGUCUGUCAAUUGCAGACAUGGGAUGUUCUUCAGGGCCAAACAGUCUAUUUGCAGUGUCUGAACUCAUCAGAGCAGUAGAGACAAUUUGUGGGAAGUUAGGCCAUCAAUCGCCAGAAUAUCAGGUGUUCUUGAAUGAUCUACCAGGCAAUGACUUCAACACUAUUUUUAGGUCUUUAACAGGCUUCAAAGAGCAAGUGGAAAAACAAGUGGAAGUCUCCGUAGGGCCAUGUUUCUUCAGUGGAGUCCCUGGUUCUUUCUAUGGCAGACUUUUUCCCAGCAAAGCCUUGCAUUUUGUCCACUCUUCUUAUAGCCUUCAGUGGCUAUCUCAGGUUCCUGAUGGAAUAGAGGGUAACGACGGGAACAUUUAUAUGGCUAGUGAUAGUCCACCAAGUGUACUCCAGGCUUAUUACCGUCAAUUUCAAAAGGACUUUUCCAUGUUUCUGAAGUGUCGGUCCGAGGAAUUGGUACCAGGUGGUCGUAUGGUUUUGACAUUUUUGGGGAGGAGAAGCGAAGAUCCUGCUAGCAAGGAGUGUUGCUACAUUUGGAAGCUUUUGGCCAUGGUUCUCGGUGAAUUGGUCUUAGAGGGAGUCAUUGACAAAGAAAAAUUUGAAUCCUUCAACAUUCCUCAGUAUACUCCAUCCCCGUUUGAAGUGAGAACCGGAAUUGCAAAGGAAGGAUCUUUCUCCAUUGAUCGCUUGGAGAUUUCUGAAGUCAAUUGGAACGCUUAUCACAACGAAUUUAACAUGUCUGAAGCAUUUAAGGAUGGAGGGCACAAUGUUACAAAGUGCAUGAGAGCCGUGGCUGAGCCGUUGCUUGUUGGCCACUUCGGCUUCGGCAGAGCUACCAUCGACCAGGUUUUCUGUCGUUACAGGUCAAUCGUUGCUGAUCGGAUGGCAAAAGAGAAGACAGAAUUUGUCAAUGUGACCGUGUCUAUGACUAAGACAGGGUAAUCUAAGAUCAGUAGGCAAUUAAUAUGGGUGCUUAAUCAGUUUAUUACUGUAGCGAUUAUAUUUCUUUCAGUUUUCUCCUUGUUAUAGGCCAUAAUAAGAAUAUUGCAACAAUAUAGAUGUGCUAUUUUCCA
Messenger RNA from Ricinus communis (castor bean), 1279 nucleotides. Its product is annotated as S-adenosyl-L-methionine:benzoic acid/salicylic acid carboxyl methyltransferase 2. Bases 48 to 1148 code for a protein of 366 amino acids. NCBI's taxonomy places the organism in Eukaryota, Viridiplantae, Streptophyta, Magnoliopsida, Malpighiales, Euphorbiaceae. The transcript has 4 exons. Gene Ontology annotation, biological process: methylation. The record is from RefSeq and is a predicted model, not a curated record. Gene Ontology annotation, molecular function: S-adenosylmethionine-dependent methyltransferase activity.